CUAACACACCAUCUCCCUCCCUUCCAGAGUCCCAUGGUCACCGAAACAAUGGAGGUGGAUUCCUGGGUGAGCGUCCAGGCCCGGCGGGAACAGUUUGAACAGCUCUACGAAGACAGCCCACUGGUGACCCCUCAGAAGCCUACUCCCCCAGCCUUCCAGCCCACGCCCAGGCCCAGAACGCUAUCCAUACCUAACCGGACCUCCCCAAACAGUGACGAGCUCAAGGCGUACCAAGGGAAGAUGACUCAGUCCUUCUACCAUGAGUUUAACAGUAAGGAUUCACCACCAAGGUAUUCCUCCAGCAAGGGGACAGGUAACAGAAGUCCUGAUGUGGUGAGCUCCGGGCAACUGACCAAGAAUAAUAAUGUCCUACUGAGGAAAAAUAGCAAUUCUCCGAGAAGUGAGGAAUCUUCUGAAAAUAUCGUAACACCAAAGUCCAGUCCAACGAAAGUCAUCCCACUGUUUAGGCCAACCACAGUAGCACCCGAGAGGACAAAUGUGGAGGUUGAGAAGACAGCGCCGCCUCCACCAGAUCCCAUUCAAGGCAAAAGGGGACGGUUCUUCUCGCACAUCCGCUCAAGGUCUCACGGAAACUUCAUCGUCAAAAGAGACCCCAGUGAGGAGCGGGUUUCCUCGGCCGGUCAGAAGAAUGGCAUCUCAGCCCAUAAGGAAAACAAGUUCCACAAGGACUGGCUGACCCCCAAACGGAAGCAGAGAAGCAUAGACGACCUGCUGGGCAAUGACGACUCGACAAGUACGAGUUCAUCCUUCGAGGGUAAGCAGAGACUCGUGUCGAACGUCGUCAAGAACAUGAAAAACAAAGAAACGCCGACGGUUCUCAGGAAACUCAGCUUCUCCAAAAACGAAAAGGACUUCAAGAACAUGAAAGAGAAAUCCGUCACUCCAAGUAAAAGCAACAAGCAGUCAGCCCUCUUAACCUCUCUAUCGGGAAAGGCCGGCAUCAUUCACUUAUCCAACAGGCAUAAGUCUAGCAGUAAGGACUCAGGGAUAAACACAAACCUCAAACCAGAUAUCGAAGAAAAACCCGUGAGGCUCAGGUCACACUCAACGGACAUGGCUAAGGUUCCCGAGCUCAUCGCUAAGGCCGUGGCUGAAGCGGCGUCUAAACGAAGCUUAGCACAGACGAGGGACAGCGGCACAUCAUCCUCCAGCGACAACACUCUUUCCAACCCAAGACGAAGCUCACAACAGAAGAGAGAGACAAGUACAUCCUCCCACAACGAUGACAGAGUUUCCGAUCCAAGACGGACCUCACCACAGACGAGAGAGACCGGCACAUCAUCCUCCAGUGACGACAGACUUUCCGACCCUCCCGAACGCCCCCCACGCCGAAGAACGCCAUGCCCCGGACAAACCCCGCGGAGGAAGGGUAAAGCUCCGACCCCACCCAGUCAGUCCUCACCGGCUGUGAUCGAACAAAGCAAACCAAGUAACGGCCACCACAGCGAUACGCCCACUAAGUCGUCUCCAGAAGAGUCGUCCAAAUCUUUCUGGAGUAGAUUCAGGGAUGCAUCAUCGCUGGACAACCUCGAGUCUCCUCCAUCUGUUCCGUCGAAUCACUUAGUCGUGAGGUCGUGUGAGAACCUGCCUGACGUAGUACACACAAGCUCUCCUUCCUCACACUCUAACACAUCUUACACCAAUCUAAAGUCCACCGGCAGACCUCCACUUGACAACAGACGCAACAGAGAUAACACUGACAGAGAAACAUCAAAGGAGAGUCAAGCUAACCUGGAGAACCUCAAUGCAAAUCACACAGACGAAACCUCCCAUGAAAGACACACGACGGAGGUGGAAGGCUUGCCCGGCGGCCCUCCCCCGAAAAAGCCCCCAAGAACCUUCGCCUACGACAUCUACAAGAGCACUAGUACACCCACACCCGAGACCAAGAGUGAGGAGAGAGGAGUAAAUGACAACCCAGCGACCAAGACCGCCACACCAAUCUACGCCGUGCCAGUCAAGAAGAGCAGCAAGAUGAUGAUCCCUAAGCCACCAGUGAGGAGCAAAAGUGACCUAUCAAAGGAGAACGCCAAGCCAUCCGUCGCCCCGAAACCUCCGCACGUCUUGGCCAAGGCUAAGAGGACGUCCCUGGUUGACCCCCUUUCGAAUUUGGAGAAAGAGGAGGAAGCAGCCAUCACCUCGGAGUUCCAGCGUCAGGCACAUGUUCGGUACAGCCUCAGAAGACCGAACGAUCCACCGCCGCCGUCUCCUUCAUCGCCCAGACAAGACGAGGAAGGAAAUACUCAAUACGAAUCAACGUCGAAGCUAUCCGUGACCUCAUCAGAAGCCCAGCAUGAUGUCGGGUAUUCCAGCAUCCACUACGCCAAAGAAAAUGAAAACUCUAACACUGAACGAGACAUCAAUAGGACCGUUUCCAGCACUCACGGAUCAGCAGAACGCAAAAGCUCGGGUGACUAUGAACAACUCACACCGACAGCCUCACCAUUUGUCCCUGCCUCCUGCCAGGGUGGACGAGGCCCCGGCGAGGGUGACCAACCAAUGUCGCUGACCUACUGCCCCUCGCCUGACCUGACCUACACCCACACCAAGCGCAGUAUGAGUGAUGAAACUCUGUACAAGGGGUCCAAGCCGGGAGAGCCUGUCUACGCCACGCCAACAUUCCAGAUGAACAACCAGCACGCAGACAAGGCUGGCCAGAAGGAGCUCCACUACAUGUGUUCCAUCCUUUUCACUGACGAGGAGGAGGCAGACGCCGGCCGGGACAGAGGCGAGGGGAGGCUCAGGAGGAACAGUGUCCACGGAAGGGAAAAAGUCUUGGGCACAGAAGCUGAAGAUGGAAACAAGGGAAGGUCAAGCCUGAUUUCAGCCUGGAAGAGAGAGUUCCGCCAAAGCUGCCGACAAGUCCAGAGCAGGAUAAAGAAAACUGUGGCCAGAUAGUGAGAGCGGUGACUGUGAUGCCGACAGGUCUGCCUUAGUCUGAUGCGUACAUAAAACACUGGACAAACAUUCCUUGCAGGGAGACAUUUGCUAGCAUGAGACAAGUGGCAGGUCCCUGAAUGCCUGCCAGACUGCGUUGUGAUAAUACUAUGGGUGAUUUGUGAUAAUGUAAGAGAUAGAUAGAGCAAAGCUAAACUACUGUAAAUUUUUCUUACCUCACUAAAGUGAGACUAAUGCCUCUUCAUGGAGAGGUUUUGUUACUCCUACUAAAGUUGAUUACGAGUGUAAUGCUUUCAUGGAAUUGCUUCUAAUGACACAGCUGAAUGCUUUUCCACCUCCAUAUAAUGGUCAUUUGAUUUCUGCAGGAGGGUGCUCUCUGCUAUAAGACAGCUGCACUGCCUCUAGCAAACUCCACUUUGUUGCUGAAUGGCUAGGCACACCACUGAACGGCUGCGCUAGAAAACUGAUCCAAUAAAUUCUAGGUAAUGUCUAUUCAUUGCUGCCCACGUGUGUUUUCCUUCAAAAACAGGAUGGAAGUUCUAAAAAGAUCUUUCUCAUGAAGAGCAACUCCAACAUUCCAUAAAAUUCCUGAAACUCUUUGGCAAUAAGUCUGAUUUUGUAAGUCAUGAUGGAGCUAUUAUUUAAAGCAUUAAGGAUACAAGAGUAAGCAUGACAGGCACUUUGUAAAUACUGGGUCCAACCUUGGAAAAUAAAUCUGGUCAUAAACAUUC
Eriocheir sinensis (Chinese mitten crab) is the source of this 3650-nucleotide messenger RNA. Its product is annotated as proteoglycan 4-like. NCBI's taxonomy places the organism in Eukaryota, Metazoa, Arthropoda, Malacostraca, Decapoda, Varunidae. The transcript has 3 exons. The coding region runs from base 34 to 2919 and encodes 961 amino acids. The record is from RefSeq and is a predicted model, not a curated record.